Macrosiphum euphorbiae (potato aphid) is the source of this 654-nucleotide messenger RNA. Lineage: Eukaryota; Metazoa; Arthropoda; Insecta; Hemiptera; Aphididae. The record is from the annotation of a GenBank genome assembly.
AUGCUUCCAGCUACUUCUGAAACAUUGGUAUUAGAGCUCGGAAAAUGGACCAAGCCCAUGCUUAUUGAUUUUAUUCUAAAUAAAACACUACCCCCGGGGGUAAAGGUAAGCGAAAGUCUAUUAUCACACCUCAAUACCAACACUUUAGAGCCUGAAUCAUCGGACACUACUUCCAAUGUUGCCACUAUAUUACAGUCAGUCGUAUUUGAGCUAAAAAACAUUUCCGAAAGUAAUCGGUUAAUUAACGUUAAAUUGAAUAGUAUUACUGACCCUAAUUCUAAUGGAAUGUCUCCCCGUAAUACAUUUUGUCAAGCAGUGAAUCGCGUACCUACAAUCUCGGCAGUUCCAGCUUCAACUCGUGUACAAGCGUCUGGCCGUCCUAAGUUAAUUUUUUCUUCUGGUAUAAUUACCUCCUCUGCCUUAUCUGCUGCUCCAACUCAGAAAUUCUCCGACCUGUUCGUCUCUUGGUUAAACCCUACUGCCACUGCCGAUCUGCUUAAAUCUAAAUUGUUCUCCGAAUUUGAAGACAUCACAGUGACUCAGAUGGUUAGGCCCUUUUCACACACAGACAGUUUCGGUGUACACGGCAACCGUUUACACGGAUGUAGACGUUUCACACAUACACGGUUUUCUUGCAGUUUCCGCACAGAAUAG